AUGGCCGCUACAAAGCAAGUUUUUAUCGGAAUUAUCGGUGCCGGAGGCGUUGGCAAGGCCUUCAUCGACCAGCUCCAUUCCCUUGCUGCUCGAAAGCCAUCCCCGAAACUGAACCUUGCCUACAUUGCCACGAGCCGCAAGGCCAUCUACAACGACGAUUACUCUCCCAUUAACCUCGAGAAUGUCGUUGAAACUCUCGGCUCCUCAUCCAAGGCCCCGCUCGCUCUUGCCCAGGUCGUCGAGUACCUAUCCAAAGCCCCCGCCAAGACCGUCCUCGUCGACAACACCAGCUCUCAAGAUGUCGCUGAGCUGUACCCUCUUGCUCUGAGCCGAGGCAUCAGUAUCGUUACACCCAACAAGAAGGCCUUCUCAGGAUCAUACAAGCUGUGGCAAGACAUCUUCUCAGCUGCCGAGUCAUCGGGCGCCCGUGUCUACCACGAGUCAUCCGUCGGUGCUGGUCUUCCCGUCAUCUCCACCUUGAAGGAUCUCGUUGAGACUGGCGACAAGGUUACUAAGAUCGAGGGUGUUUUCAGCGGCACCAUGUCUUUCCUCUUCAACUCCUUUGCUCCUACUGAGGGCCAGGGAGGUAAGUGGUCUGAGGAGGUCAAGAAGGCCAAGUCUCUGGGUUACACCGAGCCUGAUCCCCGAGAUGACCUCAACGGUCUCGACGUUGCCCGUAAGCUGACCAUUCUUGCUCGUCUGGCUGGCAUCCCCGUUGAGUCUCCCACCUCUUUCCCCGUGCAGAGCCUUAUCCCCAAGGAGCUCGAGUCUGUUUCCAGCGGCGACGAAUUCCUUGAGAAGCUCCCUGCCUUUGACUCGCAAAUGGAGGAGACCAAGGCUGCUGCUGAGAAGGCCGGCAAGGUUGUCCGAUUCGUUGGAAGCAUCGAUGCUGCCUCCAAGCAGGUCAAGGUUGGCCUAGAGCAGUUUGAUCGCUCGCACCCCAUUGCUGCUCUGAAGGGUAGCGAUAACAUUAUCAGCUUCUAUACCGAGAGAUACGGAAGCAACCCCCUGAUCGUCCAGGGUGCGGGCGCUGGAGGUGAUGUGACCGCCAUGGGAGUCACCGCUGAUCUGAUCAAGGUUCUGUCGCAGAUUGCGUAA
Fusarium graminearum PH-1 is the source of this 1098-nucleotide messenger RNA. Its product is annotated as homoserine dehydrogenase. The transcript is spliced from 2 exons. The coding region runs from base 1 to 1098 and encodes 365 amino acids. Lineage: Eukaryota; Fungi; Ascomycota; Sordariomycetes; Hypocreales; Nectriaceae. The record is from RefSeq and is a predicted model, not a curated record. Gene Ontology annotation, molecular function: aspartate kinase activity; homoserine dehydrogenase activity; NADP binding. Gene Ontology annotation, biological process: L-homoserine biosynthetic process; aspartate family amino acid biosynthetic process.